GUAAAGGAAAAGAACACCCCAAAGCUCGUGUCCUGUUCAGGUUCUAUGGGCUUGUGCAGGUGCUCUGUUAGGAGGGAGCAGGCCGUGGUUUGGCUCUGAGUGCACAGCCCCUUGGCCAGCUGGCUGGGCUGCAGGGACAUUGCUCUGGAGGAGUCAAUCAGGGCACGCCAGGCCUGCUGUGGCUCUGCUAGUCAGGCUCACAUGACCUCGUGAGCCACCCAGCUAUUUCCAAACCUGCUGCUUGCUGCUGAAGGUAUUUUGGUUAGAAAAUAUGCUAUAAAUGUCACAGGGAGGGCACAGUGAGGCUAGAGGACAACUGGGGGCACCUCUGUGUCUCUCAGCGAAUGGGAUGUGUCCUGGAGCGGUGGCACAGGCGUGGACAACAUUUGUCUUGGUCGCCAGCUCCAGCUUUCUCCUGCUGUGCCCUGGGAGCUGAGCCCCAGCAGAGUCCUGAUCUGGUGUUCCCAAGCUUUGGGCACAGCAAGAACAGGACGGAAGCAGAGGAGGCACCCACUCACCAAGGGAUCAGGAAGGAUUGUCCCUGGCAGAAGCGCAGCCAGGUGUGUGACACCUGUACCUACAUGGAGGAGGAUCUUUGAAGACACCUCCCUCCAGGGCUAUGCCCCCACAUGACUGAAGGUGGGCAGUGGCCACUGCUGCACCCCAACAAACCCAGCGGUGCUGGUGGCCUGGGCUGGUUGGUAACAGCUGCUUUGUCUUUUGGGGUGGGGAGGAAGGGAAUCUCACUAGUAAAAGUUCCACUGGAAGAUGCAGUCUAGAAUUUGACUCUAAUAGGCCCAUCUCGUACAGCCAGUUGAACUGUGACCAAGUCUGAGCUCUGUAGUGUUUCUCCUCUGUUCCUGGGCAGAGACCCACUGUGCUCAGCUUAGAGGUGCCUCUCCUAGCCCAAGGCUCCCUGUGGCAGAGCAGGAGCUUAGCAGCCAUCUGAUGUACAUGCCUAAUUGCUGUUCCAAGAAAGCAGGCUGGAAGUGUUCUGUCCCCAGCACUGAGCUUGGAUGCCCUGUGCCGUGUUCAGGCUCAUCGAACCACAAGCAGAUGCUUGGGCAAGAGAUCGAUGCAUUUACCAGCAGACAAACAAGUGCUGGAGUUCUAAGAUGUGUGGCUGACUCUGCUGCUGGCGUCAGGGCAAGGGUCUGCAGCAGGAGGGGCAGGGUGAAGUCCCUGACUCUUAAAGCAGCAUAGGGAUUUUUUCUGACACACCCACCUGAACAAUCCCCAUCAGCAUGGCAGAGUACAAGAUGCUUAAGCCUCUGACAUGCUCAAACCUUGAUGGAGAAAACAGUGGUUGCUUAAACCCUUGAUGGACCUGAAUGAUUCCCCUGUGGCAGAUGGUUCUGUUUUGGGUCAUGACAGUGUAACUGGAGGGUAUCAGAGGCAGGAGUUGUCUGGUGGUGGUGCUGUUAUUCUGCUGUUUCUCUAAGGCUGCUUUGUAGUAGCCUGCCCUCAGCAGCAGCUGCUUCCCUGUCUCAAUUAAGACAAGGAACACCAGGGACCAGCAGUGCAGGGUUCUGGUUCUGCACCUGUCUCAGGAUCACCAGCAGCACCUCUGUCCUUGCAAGGAAACAGGGGACAUCCAACACUCAGGUUGUGCUUCUGUGCUGGGUUGUGUGCUGUCAGCUGUGCCGGGCAGCACAGGUCCUCCUGCUCCUUUCAAGUUGUCCCCUGCAGCUACAGGAGGGUGACAGCUCCAGCUGUGUUUGUGACCACAGCCCUGGCACAUCCACGCUGCCCUAGCCAGCUGGCACACGAGCAGCCAGUUUCCCGUGUUGCUGAUUGUGUCCAUGCCCCUUCCCCCAGAAGCGCCUGAUGUUGGGAAAUUGCUUCCAGGCUCCCCUGAAGGGCUACCCAUGCAAGAGUAGAUUUGACCCCUUGGAUGGGCACAUCAACAGGUGGGUGGUAAGAUGAGACACCAACUUCUGCCCAAAAGUGGGAGGCUGCAGGCCUGGGCGGCUCGAUUACGAAGCAUCAUGGCAAAUAGCAUGAGCUGCAUGUCCCCAAAAUAGCGCAGGGGAGUCUUUAUAAUGUGGUGCUCCCAGAGAGUCAUCAGUCCUGGGCCAAGGGCCUGUAGGUGAGCUGCAAGUGCCAGGUGCCACCUCCUGCAUGUGACUCAGGGAGUGCGGGACAGCACCGUGGCUGCCACUGCCCCGUGGCAAGAGGACACGGACACAGCCAGGGGCGCAGCAGGAGCGCGGAGCCAGCACAGAUCUGUAGCCAGGAGACCCCAACAGGAGGAAGAGGAGACAGCAGUGCAGUGAGGGGCCGGGCCGAGGGCUGAGCACCCCCAUGCCGCUGUGCCUGAAGGCUCCCGUCAGCAUGAGGGACUAUUGUCCCUUGUCGGCGCCGCGGUACGGCCGGUACGCGCCGCGGCGGAGGGCCGCACGCACCGUGCGCUUCCCCAACGACGUCGUCUUUCAGGACCACAUCAAGCAGGGGGACCUGGAGCAGGUGGGCAGGUUCAUACGAGCCAGGAAGGUGACACUGGACACCAUCUACCCUUCUGGCAUGGCAGCCCUCCACGAAGCCGUGCUGACAGGAAACCUGGACUGUGUCAAGCUCCUGGUGAAAUAUGGCGCUGACAUCCACCAGAGAGAUGAGAACGGGUGGACGCCCCUGCACAUGGCCUGCAGCGACGGCUACGCUGACAUAGCCAGGUAAAGGGCUCUGAGGGCCUGCCGGCGCUGCAA
Prinia subflava (tawny-flanked prinia) is the source of this 2705-nucleotide messenger RNA. It is a transcript of the gene PPP1R27, whose product is annotated as protein phosphatase 1 regulatory subunit 27. Gene Ontology annotation, molecular function: phosphatase binding. The coding region runs from base 2305 to 2676 and encodes 123 amino acids. The record is from RefSeq and is a predicted model, not a curated record. The transcript has 2 exons. Lineage: Eukaryota; Metazoa; Chordata; Aves; Passeriformes; Cisticolidae.